Molecule: messenger RNA, 753 nt
Organism: Arvicanthis niloticus (Nile rat)
Lineage: Eukaryota; Metazoa; Chordata; Mammalia; Rodentia; Muridae
Product: CD177 antigen-like
Biological process (GO): leukocyte cell-cell adhesion; positive regulation of neutrophil degranulation; regulation of integrin-mediated signaling pathway
Cellular component (GO): plasma membrane raft
Source: RefSeq, a predicted model, not a curated record
AUGGGAGCCUGCUGCAUCCAGUAUGUCCUGCUCCUCUCUCUGCUGGGCUUCUUCCCCUGCUCAGAUACUCUGACCUGUCAGGAGGGAUCCAUGAUACGCAUGGGUAAUGAUCUCAUGAAGAAAGCAGUUUUAUGGAGAGAAAAGAAGACCAUGAUAACUAUGGGUGAAGAGAUGUGUCAGGAGGUAUUUCUGCUCAUAAAUGUAGGUGAAAAAUCUGUCAUAAUAGGAAGCAAAGGUGCCAGCACAGUGAGGCAUAGGAAUGUCAGAAACAUCACAGUGUUUUCUCGUGGACCUGGGAUAAUGAUUAUCAAUUUUUACCACGUAUGUGACUUUGACCUGUGCAACACAGUUAACAGCAGCAGAGUCCUUCUUGACUCCCUCCCUCGUGUAGCCCCUCCUGUGCCAGGAAAUGCCCAGUGUCGUGUCUGCUUGAAUUUUAAGGGUGCUUGUAACCACAAGUCCAAGCUUGUCUUCUGUCCUAGAGGCACUCGUUGUUAUAAUACUGAAUUGGUACUCCAAGGAGGUGGCAUCAGUGCAGUCAUUAGCAUUUCUGGAUGUCUAUUCUAUCCUCAAAAACUCUUAUUCAAAAAUCAAAGUUCAAUUGGGACGAUCUCCAUAAAAGAAACCCGUCUUCCAUCAAAGACCAUCAAUUUGUUCUCACAUGUACUUGUCCCGGGCACCCUCCCAGCCUGGAUGUUAGGGCUCAGGGCUCUUCUCAGCCCUUUGUGUGCAGGGAUUUGUCCUCUCUGCUGA